Messenger RNA from Blepharisma stoltei, 528 nucleotides. The record is from the annotation of a GenBank genome assembly. Lineage: Eukaryota; Ciliophora; Heterotrichea; Heterotrichida; Blepharismidae.
AUGGAAACGUUCAGCUGCUCCUUUGAUUCUUUCGAUGCAAUCUAUGCAUGUGCCUGCAAAAAAUAUUUCUGCUCAAAGCAUUAUUUUUCUCAUAAACAAGAAUUUCCUGAUCACAGCAUAGAGCGCAUAAAAAUUCCAACAAGCAAAGAAUCAAAAGAAAUUUUAAUCGAAUAUAUACUCUUUAUAAAGCAGAUCUUGGAUAAGUGCUUUGAAAAAUGAAUUGAAGAGCUUAGCACACAAGAAACCCCUAAUUAUGAUUUAGAAUCAUUACAAUUUUUUAAUAAAAUCAUAUGUGCAUGUGAUAGAUUUUUAAAAAUUUUAAUGACAAAGAAAUAUGUUUCAAUGAAGCUGAUUUUUAAUCCUUUAGAAUAUUUUCUAAUUCAGCCCCAAACAAAAGCAUUAAAAUAUGUAGAGGAACUUCAAAUUCCUCUAAAAAACGAUUAUGACCAAUUUGUUUCAGAAGCAAUAAUAAUAUCCUGACACUUAUUUGACUUCAAUUAUUUAAUUCGAAAACAAAAAAUACAUUAA